Messenger RNA from Carlito syrichta (Philippine tarsier), 870 nucleotides. RefSeq names its product UDP-glucuronosyltransferase 2B17-like. The transcript is spliced from 2 exons. The annotation marks the transcript as partial. Lineage: Eukaryota; Metazoa; Chordata; Mammalia; Primates; Tarsiidae. The record is from RefSeq and is a predicted model, not a curated record. Gene Ontology annotation, molecular function: UDP-glycosyltransferase activity.
AUGUCUAUGAAAUGGGCUUCAGGUCUUCUGCUGGUACAGCUAAGUUGUUACUUUAGCCCUGGGAAUUGUGGGAAGGUGCUGGUGUGGCCCACAGAAUACAGCCACUGGAUGAAUAUGAAGACAAUCCUAGAUGAACUUGUCUGGAGAGGUCAUGAGGUGACUGUAUUGACAGCUUCAUCUUCUAUUCUUGUUGAUCCCGGCAAAUCGUCCAUUAUUAAAUUUGAAGUUUAUCCUACCUCAUUAACUAAAAAUGAUCUUAAGGAUACUAUCAUGAGACUGGUCGAUGCAUGGACAUAUGUUCCAAAAGAUACAUUUUGGUCACAUUUUUCACAAGUACAAGAAAUCAUGUGGGAAUAUUCUAACAUAUUUAAAAAGUUCUGUGAAGAUGUUGCUUUGAACAAGACACUUAUGACUAAACUAAAAGAGUCAAAGUUUGAUGUCAUUCUUGCAGAUGCCAUUGGUCCCUGUGGUGAACUGCUGGCUCAGCUAUUUAAAAUACCCUUUGUGUACAGUCUCUGCAUGUCUCCUGGCUACACACUUGAGAAGUAUAGUGGAGGACUUCUGCUCCCUCCUUCCUAUGUACCUGUCAUUAUGUCGGAAUUAAGUGAUCAAAUGACAUUCAUGGAAAGAAUAAAAAAUAUGAUAUAUGUGCUUUAUUUUGACUUUUGGUUUCAACCAUUUGAUAUGAAGAAAUGGGAUCAGUUUUACAGUAAAGUGCUAGGAAGACCCACUACAUUCUUGGAGACAAUGGGAAAAGCUGAUAUGUGGCUCAUUCAAACCUACUGGGAUUUUGAAUAUCCUCGCCCAUUCUUACCAAAUUUUGAUUUUGUUGGAGGUCUCCACUGCAAACCUGCCAAAGCCCUGCCUAAG